Messenger RNA from Leptosia nina, 1545 nucleotides. NCBI's taxonomy places the organism in Eukaryota, Metazoa, Arthropoda, Insecta, Lepidoptera, Pieridae. The record is from the annotation of a GenBank genome assembly.
AUGUUAGAGACAGUGAAAGUGUAUGUAUUCUGUUGUGUUAUAUCAGCUUCUGUCAUAGAGACAGCAAGAAUCCUAGCGGUAUUUCCAACUCCCUCUAUAAGCCACCAAUUUGCAUUUCGACCUAUAACACACGAACUGGCCAGACGUGGGCAUGAUGUGGUGGUUCUCACGACAGAUCCAGCCUUUCCAAAGGGUCAGGCACCUACAAAUCUAACUGAAAUAGACGUCCAUGAUAUAUCUUAUGACAUCUGGAAGAACAUGCAAGCAAGCCAUACCGGCGACCCGAAAGAUGUUUUGAAGAACAUUGUGCUCAUGUUCGAAUUAAUGACAAAGACAUUCGAAAAACAAAUUCAGACGGCAGAGUUUCAAAGGUUGAUGAAGGAAGAAAAUGAUACUUUUGAUGUUGUACUUGUAGAAGCUUGGGUCCGUCCAACUAUAGGACUGGGUCACGUUUUCAAGAAGCCGUUGAUUCAAAUUAGUUCCUUUGGCGCGGUCAGUACUCAAUAUGACUACUUUGGUGCUCCAAACCAUCCAUUUUUAUAUCCAUCAGCUGGCAGAGUAAGAGUAUAUGAUAUGACUAUAUGGGAGAAACUGAAGGAACUCGUGAAGAUUGUGUUUCUGGAAUGGUUAAUAUCUACCACUGAGGAAAACGAUAAUGACAUGAUGAAGCGUAAUUUUGGCGCCAACUUACCGAGUACCGCCGACUUAUUUAAAAACAUUAAGAUGGUAUUUCUGAAUGAGCAUCAAAUUUGGGCUGAUAAUCACCCGGUUCCAUCGAAUAUUGUUUACAUUGGUGGCAUUCAUAAUAGACCAGAAAAAGAUCUACCAAAGGAAAUAAAGGACUUCUUAGACUCGUCUGAGCGUGGCGUAAUUUACUUCAGCUUUGGUACAAAUAUUAUACCGAACUUGUUGCCCAGUGAAAAGAUUCAAAUUAUGGCAAAAGUGCUUUCUUCGCUUCCCUAUGAUGUUUUGUGGAAAUGGAACGAAGACGUUGUGCCAACAAAUGCAACAAAUAUAAAAUUCUCUAAGUGGUUCCCGCAGUCGGAUCUCUUGAGACAUCAAAAAGUCAAAUUGUUCAUUACACAAGGGGGCUUACAGUCAACGGACGAAGCACUAAAUGCAGCAGUGCCGAUGCUUGGUAUGCCAAUGCUUGGAGACCAGUGGUACAACGUAGAGAAGUACGUUCGCUUUGGGUUUGGAAAGCAGUUGGAUAUCAUGUCUCUUAACGAGGAAGAUUUUCGAAAUGCUGUUGUAACAAUUAUUACAAAUUCAAGUUUUAAGAUAAACGCGGAGAAAAUGAGGGUUCUAAUGAGGGAACAUCCUGUCGAACCCCUGGACAAAGCGGUGUGGUGGAUCGAACACGUGAUACAAAAUGGCGGCGACCACUUACAACCUUUUUCAGCCGGAGGCAUAUCGCUAUUGGAAUAUUAUGAGAUCCCAUUAAUUCUUACUAUGCUCUUAACUUGUGUUAUAAUUAUUACCCUAAUAAUUGCGAUCUUAAGAUUUAUUUUACGUUUCUUGAUGAAUGGAUUAAGAAAAAUCUAA